Messenger RNA from Mycena citricolor, 930 nucleotides. Lineage: Eukaryota; Fungi; Basidiomycota; Agaricomycetes; Agaricales; Mycenaceae. The record is from the annotation of a GenBank genome assembly.
AGCAGCGGUACUACUAUAUAAAAGAACCUGCCAGGGGGUGAGACGACGCACUGUUGUCUGUCGAAACCAUGCGCUUCACCGCCCUGUUCUCUGUCCUCGCGGCCCUCGUCAUGCUUGACGUGCAAGCCCAGACUACACCGCCGGACCGUUCCUGCCUUGGGCAUGGCGAUGCAGUGGGCUGCGCGGAGUUCUGUCGCUCGUGCUGCGCCCUGUUCCCGAAUGCCGCCGAGUGCGAGAGCCUGUCUGCGUGCAAGAUUGAUUGUCAGGGACUGUAGCAUAACUGCGGAUCGUGUGGCGGCUCUGGCACGUUCGUGAGGUUGUACUUUGUGUAUCGGAAUUCGAAUGUGGGAUGUGAGGAAGCGCGUGAACCGAGGAUCCCAAUUUGGAACCAGACCCGAUACGGGGUGGUCCGUAUCGUAGAGCUAUUGGGGCAGGCCCGAGGGUCUGUCUCAGAUUGACACAUCGCUGAGAAAACCGUGAGGUUCCAGUGCGGCUGGCAGAGCAGCGGUCGAGGAAGGGGAUGUAUAGAUCGAGAAGCAUGAGCACGCCUGGUGACAAGCGUCCAGAAGGGGCGAGCUCUUUGGACUAGGAAAAAGUGAUGAUUAUCAGUGUCUGCGCACUCUGUGCUGUUGCAUCAACCUUCGAGCACUCACACAGGCUGUCCCGGCCGCCGAGAAUAGGUGGCUGGCCCUGACUUGGCUGGUCAUACGUAUUUUCAGAGUGAUCCAGUGCGCUCAACUGCGAUUGGUGUUUGUCUGCGGCAGCAUUGAGACACUCUCUGAUUCCAAGCCGCUCGUCUUGGAACGCCACGAGCUCGGACUUCGACUGGCAUCGACUCAGAGCUGACACAGAGAAAGGUGAGAAACGACCCUGCGGCUGUGGUGCCUGAACGUGGGCGGGAGCUGGGUUGAGGGUUCCACAGAUGUUCGG